Messenger RNA from Vitis riparia (riverbank grape), 2185 nucleotides. Its product is annotated as sodium/hydrogen exchanger 1-like. Gene Ontology annotation, biological process: sodium ion transport; proton transmembrane transport; regulation of pH. Bases 202 to 1818 code for a protein of 538 amino acids. The transcript is spliced from 15 exons. Gene Ontology annotation, cellular component: membrane. Gene Ontology annotation, molecular function: sodium:proton antiporter activity. The record is from RefSeq and is a predicted model, not a curated record. Lineage: Eukaryota; Viridiplantae; Streptophyta; Magnoliopsida; Vitales; Vitaceae.
UUCGCGGUCUUUUCCAUUUUCUCCGUUUUUCGCACUUUUCCGUUCCCAGCAGUUUUCUCUCUUUGUCGGGAAGCUUAAAGGCUAAGAAACCAUGGCUCUUCACUGAUUUUCUCGGAAGAUCCUUGAGCUGUUACACUGACCUCCUUCCUCUUUGGCAUGGGCGUUAACUCUUUCUUCCCCACUUGUGAUUGACUUGGCAACAUGGGUCUUAAUUCAUUAGCGGGACUGGGGAUGAGAUCUACCUCUGAUCAAGUCUCGAUAGAUGCUAUAACCUUGUUUGUGGCUCUCCUUUGUGCUUGCAUUGUGAUUGGUCAUCUUCUCGAGGAGUAUAGAUGGAUGAAUGAGUCAAUCACUGCCCUUGUUAUAGGGUUGUGCACUGGAAUUGUUCUCCUAUUAACUACAGGAGGAAAGAUCUCACUCAUUUUACUAUUCAAUGAGGAACUUUUCUUCAUAUAUCUUCUUCCUCCUAUCAUAUUCAAUGCUGGGUUCCAGGUAAAAAAGAAGCAGUUUUUCCGAAACUUUAUGACAAUCAUAUUGUUUGGUGCUAUUGGUACACUGAUAUCCUUUGGCAUUAUAUCUCUAGGUGCUAUACAAUUAUUCAAAAAAUUGGAUAUCGGUUUCUUGGAGAUAGGGGAUUAUCUAGCAAUUGGAGCAAUUUUUUCAGCUACAGAUUCUGUUUGCACCUUGCAGGUGCUCAAUCAGGAUGAGACACCUUUGCUAUACAGUCUAGUCUUUGGGGAAGGUGUGGUAAAUGAUGCCACAUCUGUGGUACUUUUCAAUGCAAUCCAGAGAUUUGACCUGUCUCACAUCACUUCAGGCAUUGCCUUUCAGUUUGUUGGCAAUUUUUUGUCUCUAUUUUUUGCAAGCACCUUGCUUGGGGUGUUCAUUGGAUUGCUUAGCGCAUACAUCAUGAAGAAGCUGUAUUUUGGAAGGCACUCUACUGAUCGUGAAGUUGCUCUUAUGAUUGUCAUGGCUUACCUUUCAUACAUUAUGGCUGAAUUGUUCUAUUUAAGUGGCAUUCUCACUGUAUUCUUUUGCGGGAUUGUCAUGUCACACUACACCUGGCAUAACGUGACUGAAAGUUCAAGAGUCACCACAAAGCAUACUUUCGCAACGUUAUCUUUUGUUUCUGAGAUUUUCAUCUUCCUGUAUGUUGGUAUUGAUGCCUUGGACAUUGAGAAGUGGCGGGUUGUAAGCAACAGUCCUGGAACAUCAAUUGGGGUGAGUUCAAUUCUUCUUGGACUGGUUCUAGUUGGAAGGGCAGCUUUUGUAUUCCCCCUAUCCUUUUUAUCCAACUUAACUAAGAAAUCUGAGAGUGACAAGAUUGGGUUCAAGCAACAGAUCACAAUAUGGUGGGCUGGACUCAUGCGAGGUGCUGUAUCUGUUGCACUUGCUUAUAAUCAGUUCACUAUGUCAGGCCAUACCCAACUGAGAGGGAAUGCGAUCAUGAUCACCAGCACAAUCACAAUUGUCCUUUUCAGUACACUGGUGUUUGGCUUGAUGACCAAACCCCUUAUAAGCUUCUUGCUGCCUCCUCCAAAAUACUUCAGCAGCAUGAUGUCCUCUGAGCCAUCUUCUCCAAAAUCCUUCUCCAUGCCACUUCUCGCCAAUGGGCAAGACCCAGAUAUUGAAGGGGAUAGCCACAACACUCCCCCUCCAACCAAUCUACGCAUGCUCUGGACCACCCCAACUCAUACCGUCCACCAUUACUGGAGAAAGUUUGACAAUGCCUACAUGCGACCCGUGUUUGGGGGUAGGGGUUUCGUUCCUUAUGUAGCCCCUUCACUAACUGAAAGGAAUGCCCCUCAACUGCAAUGAGCAAAAGCAAGAAAAGCCUAGUGAGUUAUACAUCUCCAAGAUUGGUAUAUAUAUAUAUAUAUAUAUAUAUAUACACACACACACUGUAUAGACUCCCUCACUUCUAUGCUCACUUCAUCAAACUUAGUGUGAAUAGGACUACGUUUCAUGUGAUUAAUUUUACCAGUUUAGGCCUAUAUCUCAAUAACCGCAUCACGUAUGCAUAGUGUUGUUUCCCAAGAAAUCCAUGGCUGGCACCACUGGGCCUGAAAAUUCUUAGUAUUAUUUUUGUAAGGUGAUAUGUAAUUUAAUGGCUGUAGAUACUUAUCAUUAUCUCUUUUGUAUAGACGAUCUUGGAAUAUUAUAUCAUGCUGGUGGAUUAUAAGAA